CGCCGCUCCUUCCCGGCCGCGCCGCCAUCUUGGCUGGAGCCGUGAGGGAGCCGCGGCCGCCGCUGCCCGCCCCGCCCGCUCCGCCGCCAUCGCGGCCCGGCCGCCGCUCCCCGCCUGCUCCCUCCCUCGGCCGCGGGCAGGAGGGGCCGCCCGGGGCCUGGCGGCCGCGGAGAGAUGAGCAGCAGCAGCAAUAAGAGGGCCCCCACCACAGCCACGCAGAGGCUGAAGCAGGAUUACCUGAGGAUCAAGAAGGAUCCAGUGCCUUACAUCUGUGCUGAGCCCCUGCCCUCCAACAUCCUGGAAUGGCACUACGUGGUGCGAGGGCCCGAGCUGACCCCAUAUGAAGGUGGAUAUUACCACGGAAAAUUAAUAUUCCCUCGAGAAUUCCCUUUCAAACCCCCCAGUAUUUAUAUGAUCACCCCCAAUGGAAGGUUCAAGUGCAACACAAGGUUGUGUCUGUCCAUCACGGAUUUCCACCCGGACACCUGGAACCCGGCCUGGUCGGUGUCCACCAUCCUGACGGGGCUGCUGAGCUUCAUGGUGGAGAAGGGGCCCACCCUGGGCAGCAUCGAGACCUCCGAGUUCACCAAAAGGCAGCUGGCUGCACAGAGCUUAGCGUUUAACUUAAAGGAUAAAGUCUUCUGUGAGCUCUUCCCUGAGGUGGUGGAGGAGAUGAAGCAGAAGCAGAAAGCCCAGGACGAGCUGAGCUCCAGACCCCCCUCGCUGCCCCUGCCCGACGUGGUGCCCGACGGGGACGCGCACCUGGGGCACAACGGGCACGCCCUGCUGCACGGGCACGGGGCGCUGGCGCCCGGGCACGCCGGGGGGCUGCAGCAGCCCCCCCGCAACCACGGACUCUUGGGGGGAGCCCUGGCGAACUUGUUUGUCAUCGUGGGCUUCGCCGCCUUCGCCUACACAGUCAAGUACGUGCUGAGGAGCAUAGCCCAGGAGUGAAGUCCUGCCAGACCAAAUUCCAGUGGGGUUUGGGGUGCUCGGGGCUCUUCGGGGGGAGUUUGGGGCUUGGCCCUGCCUGGGGCUCGGGGAACCAUUUUGGUUUGUAGAGUUCUCCUCCAUCCGUGGUUGAACAUUGAAGAUCUUCAGAACAUUUUGACUCCGUUGGGUUUUCAAUCCAGGAUGAGUGAACUCUUUGGAAUGGGACUUUUGGGAUUGGACUCUUUGGGGUUUUUGCCCUGCCUGGGUUGUGGUGGGGCUUGGUGGACACCUUGAUUGUAGAGUUCUCCAUCUGUGGUUGAACAUUGAAGAUCUUCAGAACA
This is a messenger RNA of Passer domesticus (house sparrow), 1274 nucleotides long. RefSeq names its product ubiquitin conjugating enzyme E2 J2 (gene UBE2J2). The transcript is spliced from 7 exons. The record is from RefSeq and is a predicted model, not a curated record. Bases 175 to 954 code for a protein of 259 amino acids. Lineage: Eukaryota; Metazoa; Chordata; Aves; Passeriformes; Passeridae.